Molecule: messenger RNA, 1830 nt
Organism: Rotaria socialis
Lineage: Eukaryota; Metazoa; Rotifera; Eurotatoria; Philodinida; Philodinidae
Source: the annotation of a GenBank genome assembly
AUGCAUCUUCAAGAGCAACAUCGCGAGGAGUCAAGCUCAAUUACCCACAGUCCAUAUUAUGGUUGCACAGUUCAAGUUGUUUCAAAGGCACAUAUUUCUUAUGAAGGAGUUCUUGAUGGCAUAAGUGUAAAUAAAGAUCGAAUCUUUUUAAAGAAUGUUCGUGUUAAAGGCAAUAUAAUUGAUUCUUCGGAUCAAGACAACUCGACGGAAGAUCUUGACACAAUAAAUUCUGUUAUGAUUGAUCAUUUGACUAAUGAUAUGCGCAUAUAUGACGAAGUAUGUUUAAAUAUUCGAGACGUACAAGAACUAAAACUCAUUCGAUUACCAGCAACAUUUCAUGAGUCGAAAGCGAAAUUACGCUCCAUUGAUCCGUGUCUUGUUGAUAUACGUCUUUCGCCAUCCGAUGAACACGAUCGAAUGUCACAUGAAUCAGUGAAAGAUUAUUCUCAGUCGACUCCGAUAGCUCGUCGAACACGUGACGAAUCGAUUGGAAGUAGUGGAUUGCUGUCAUCCAGCUCAAGUGAAUCAUCGCCAACAAUAAGUUUUAUGCCUGGUGACUUAUUUAUUGAACAAAGUCUAGAUGAUUCGUUUAAUAAACAACUUCUAAAAUUCAGUAAACUUUCAACAACACAAGAUAUCUCGAAACCAGCGACAUUAGUCGCUAAGAAAGUUUUACCGAAAAAAAUUGAACGAAAUCAUUUUCGGCCAAUAUUAACACAAAAUAAUGAAACAAGGUUUUCAUCAGCAAAUGGUGCUGAUUCAAAUGUUGUGAAAAAACAAACUGCUGAUAAUUGUCGUAAAACAUCGCCGAUUCGUGUAACCAUUACAAGUAAAUUAAAUCCAAAUGCUACUCCAUUUUUUGCUCCACAACGACCAAGAAACAUUCAUCCAAAUUCAUCAUUUACGUUCUAUGAACGAAAUAUAUUUCGGCCGCCGUUACUGUAUAUGGUUCCAAUAAGCCAUACACAAUCAAUUCCCAGUGAAAUCCAUCCAGCGAAUCCUGCUGUUCAUCAUCAACAACAACAAAAUCAUCUUUGGUCUUAUCAACGAUUUGUUCCUCCACGACAAAUGGGAACAAUAAAACAAUUCAAUAUGCAAGCACCAACACCUAUUUAUCCAGCAUCCUAUUCGGAUAAGCGAUCUUAUCCUCAACAACAAUCUAAAAAUAAAACAUCAAACCAUGAAACAAUGCCAGGGCUAAGUCGUCAAACAUCGUCAUCAUCAUCGGUCGGAAGGGAUCCGAUAUUGUCCAAACCACCAAUACGAGAACGUUUGUCUGUACCAAUCAAUAGUCGGCCACGCGGAUCUCCCGUUGUUCUUUGUGCGACAAGUAGUUUACCAUAUCAAAAUGGAAAAACCGGAGAUCUUAAUCCGUUACAACCACCACUCACCUUCGGAGAACCAAUUGGUUCCCGUCGUGGUCCACGUACGGUUUCUGGCACGAGCAGUGGCAGUAGUUUGAGUAUUGAUAUUGGUCCGCAUUCAAUUGUUCAAUUCGAUUCGAUACCCGAUGCUUUAAUAUCCAAUGAGGGUCAAUAUGAUUUCGAAAAGGCCAACGAAGAAUUUUGUCGUUAUUUAGCAUUAGAAGAACUAGUUACACGACGUGUACCAUCAGUUUGUUCAACAGGAUCACGUCCAGAUAAUGAUUCAGGCCAACAACAAUCUCAAGCAAACUCAUAUAAGAAGGAAAUUUCAUUUUUCGAUCGUAUAUCAUGUACCGCGACGACAGGUACUGCUGUAGGAUAUGCUGAAAUGGGUGAAGUAGAAAAAAAUCUGGAAACAUUUGGUGACGAUGCGCUUCUCUUUGGUGCAGAUUCAAACGAUAACUAA